Musa acuminata AAA Group (dessert banana) is the source of this 1285-nucleotide messenger RNA. RefSeq lists its product as uncharacterized. Bases 1 to 663 code for a protein of 220 amino acids. The record is from RefSeq and is a predicted model, not a curated record. The transcript is spliced from 3 exons. NCBI's taxonomy places the organism in Eukaryota, Viridiplantae, Streptophyta, Magnoliopsida, Zingiberales, Musaceae.
AUGGGAGAGUUGGAAGAGAAGCAGCCGCGGCUGCGGCUGUGGCAGCUGCAGCUGUGGCAGGGAAAGAGGAAGAGGAAGGAAGAAGGGAAGGAGAAGAAGAGAAGGGGAAGAAGGGGCUGCGGCUGCGGCGAAGGUAGCUACAGUUGGAAGAGAAGGGAAGGAGAGGAAGAAGUAGAAGCGGGUGAACAGGCGGCACCUCUGUUUCCUGCAGGAGGAAACAGAGGAGAGGAGGUACUGUUCGUCGGGGAGAAGAAGGGGAGGAAGGAGAAGAAGAGAAGAAGAAGAAAGGAAGGAGAAAGAAGAGGAGAAAGGAAAGAAGCAGCUACGGCUGCGGCUGUGGAAGCUGCAGCUGUGGCAGGGAAAGAGAAAGAGGAAGGAAGAAGGGAAGGAGAGGAAGAAGAGAAGGGGAAGAAGGGGCUGCGGCUGCGGCGAUGGCAGCUGCAGCUGGAAGAGAAGAAGGAGAGGAAGAUUAGCAGGGGAGGAGGAAGAGGCUGCGGUUGUGGUGGCUGCAGCCAUGGUUGCGACUGCGACUGCGGCAGUUGCAGCUGGGAAAGAAAAGAAAGGAAAGGGGGAAAAAGGGGCUGCGGACGGGAUUGCGGCCACAGCGGCAGCGACUGCGUAUGCAGCAGUUAUGUCUGCAAGAGAAGGGAGGAAGGAAGGUAGUGCGGUGGAAGGGGCUGCGAUUGUGGCAGCGGCGGCGGUUGUGGCAGCUGCGUUUGGGAAAGAAAAAGAAGGAAUGAGAGUAAGAGAGAGCAGGUGACUGUGCCUCGAUGUUCGACACGUGGUGUAGUUGCGAAGAAAGGAAGAAAACGGGAGCACAAAACGAAACAGAGAGAGGACACGGAGGAAAAGUAGAAGGAUUUGGGCUAGCACCUUCUUUGGAUCUUCGGAUCGAAAUCCUUGAAAGGUCAGCUUGUCACUCUUCGAGAUGUUUGAUUUGGGCUGAGGCAGUGGAUAGCUAUCCAGAAUUAUGGGCAAGUCUGGUUGGUUAUUAUGAUAUUAUUGUAUAAGUAUGUUUUGUAUGUAAUGAAAUGUUGUCGAUGAACCGAAAUGGAUAUAUUGUGUCAAAGUGUUAGGAGAUCUCUCUUAUAUGGAAUUUCGGAAUGUUAAGUCUAAUUUAUGACGAUAUGAACUUGUGGUGAAUAGUUGGAGUUCUGAUUGUAUAAUUUAUUUAGCUUGUGGAUUUAUAAAUGUUGUUCAUGUUUGUCAAGUUGGCUUGGGUUGCCAUAAAUGUGAAUUGUCGAGUGAUGUGAUAUAUGAUUAUAAACUGCACAGGUUUUAUAGA